GCCGCCGCCGACCACGCGGCACAUGCAUGCACAUACACACACGUGUGACAGCGCGGCGCGUGAGUGCGACGGAGACGAGCGGCUACCGAGCGUGGCCGAGCGCGGGCGAGGAUCCGCGAUCGUAGCUCGCGGCGUCCUGGCGCGCAGCCGAUUGGUCGACGGCCUGAGGAAGUGGUGACCGCUGACAAGGGUUCGGAGCAGGCCGCCACGUGAGUCGAGUGCAGCACACCGCGAGGUAGAAUAGCAGGCGCGCGCGCGCGCGCGCGCGUAGCGACAAGUGAGCGAGCGAGACAGAGAGACAAAGAGAGAGAGAGAGAGAGAGAGAGAGAGAGAGAGAGAGAGAAAGAAAGAAAGAAAGAAAGAAAAGACACUUUUCGACCUUCCCGACGCCGCGACCUUCCGCACCCGAAAAAAUAUUGGAGGAUCCUGCGGAGAAGACGACAGCUGUCUCACUCGCCGGACCUCGGCCGACCUCGCGUCACGGGACACUGCGGAAGCGAGACCGGAAGUGUCUCCCGCUGUGUGCACCGCUACCGGUACCUGCCGGCCGGCCGGCCGGUCGCGCCGCCGACUUUGGACAACUACGCGACACUAUGGGCCCGCACGGGGGGGCGCUCUGAAGGGGACCCUCUCAGGUGAAACACGUUGCCGUCCCCUUACCCUCCCCUCGCGAGCGCGAACGACCGCGCGUCUGGGACGUCGACACGUCGUCGUCAUGUUACGCGGCAGCGGUGUGAAGCUCCCGCCGAUGACGUUCUCAUUACAGGCCGGUGAGACCGUGUCGGGGAGGAUCCCGAGCCAUUUGUCGAAAUGAUGGGACUGAUGGAAGUUGUGUGAUUAGGACAAAAAGUCCGAGAGUGGCCGAGGUAUCGUGCAAGUCACGUUACUCCGAUUACUCGCCGAGGCAUGCUCGUCGUCGCCAGGAGGAAGCGGUGUCGUGCUCUCUGAGACGGUCGCGUACUCUCGUCAAGGGAGGGAGGGGGAGAGAGAGAGAGAGAGAGAGAGAGAGAGACUCUCACUCUCCAACAGCGCAUAUCAGACUGUAGCUUCUUCGUGUCUCCGAUGCUCACGUAGCGAGCAUCGUCGGCGGAGCGAGGGGGCGCGAUCUCGCGAGGCUUUGCGCGGAUUUGCGCUUUCCCGCGAAGCGAGUCAGCCGGCCGACGAGCGGACGACGGAGCGCGCAAGUGCGCCGCGGGCUAACGCUCCAACUUCGCCAUCGAUUUACUUCAUUUCCACUCGCGAGCACGGCGCCGAGCACCGAGCCCGACACGUUGACAUUGUCGCGCUCGCCACGUGAGUGAUCGAUCGCGACCUACGACAACGCGUCCACGUCCGCCGGGCGUCCUCGAGAGACGCGCGCGCGCGCGCGCGCGCGCUCUUUCGCCCGGCUGGACGGUGAGACUCGCGGUACCAGCGCGGAUCCUGCCAGAUCCCAGACAUGGACCAGCGUGAUCGAGGAUCGACGAACGAGCCCGUGAAAACUCGUCGCCGACUCAGCGACACGCGAGUUUCGCGCACGCGGUGAAGUUCUCUUCUCCUUUUCUCGUCGCGAUACGACGCGCGAUUAUCUCGUUCGUGUCCGGGACGUUUUUGAAACAUUCAGCGGGACCGUUGCGAGAGAAAGAGCGAAGGAUACGUCUCUCUCCCGCUUUAGCGAGCGGGUCUCGUGCGCGACCGAGGUUUCCUAUCUGCGAGAGGCAGGCGCGCGAAGAUUCGAACUGCGGAAGCGCGCGGUUUGGAGAGGGGGGGAGCGAUCGAUCGAUCGAACGAUCGAGGAGGAGGACCGCAGUGAUUCGGUGGGAACUAACUCAUCGGUGAGAAUCGAGCGGCGAGUAGGAGAGAGUGCAAAAAAGGUGGGUGCGUGCUCGGAGGGAGCAACGAGAGAUUCCACAGCGUCUGCCGCCGCGAGAAAAGUGCACCGGCCGGCGCUCGCAGACUGUCUUCCCACUUGGAUCAAGCUGGAUUUUUGCGUCCGCGAUAUGUCGCGCUUUCCACCUGGGGACGUGAGGGGGCCCGAAGGAGCGUAGAUGAUUUCUACUGUCUGCGUCCUCGAAGGAGCUUCCAGUUCUAUGCUGGCGUACUUCCUCGGUACGACCUGGGCUUGCGUCGGAGUAGCUAGUAAAUCGUAUCUCGCUGGCGACGAGAAGGACAAGACGACGGGGAGGCAGUCGGCGAGGACGUGGGUGAGCGUAACGCGCGGAAGAAGAAGAAGAGGCAGUCCGGAGAGCGCAGACGCAGGCGCCGUAGGUGAUGUGAGGCUGGCGGCCGCCUCACGUUUGGGGUGAUGCCCUCCAGUGAGCCCCAUCCCCCCCAGUACCACCUACAACAUCACAACAUUCCUCCCUCGCACAUACAGCAACAUACGUCGAGCGCGAUCGGGCAGCAUCAGCUCUAUCAGCAGCUGGUGGCGGCCCAUCAACAGCAACAGCGCCAGCAGCAACACGGCGUACCCUUUCAAAAUUCCACGUACGCGCAUCAGAAGCAGGAGAUGAGCCCGGAGGAGGAGGGGGGCCGCGGGGGUGGGUCCCCCCCGGCGGCUGGGGCUGCUCUACAUCAGCCCCAUCACCCCCGGACGGCUAGUCCACCCUCGGGCACGGAACCCUGCACCCGCGACGCGAUACCGACACCGACGCCCAUCGCGGACACCACCACCACCACCACCACCACUACUAUGACGAUGCAGUCGCAGGGUCAGCAGCAACAGCAGCAGCAGGGUCCCAGUCCGAGCCCGAGUCCGACGGGCGGCGACGUGGAGAAGUUCGACGGCAAGAUCGUCUACAACCCGGACGGCUCGGCUUACAUCAUCGAGGGCGAGAGCGAACUCAGCGAGGACGACUCUCUACCGGACGGUUGCAUCGUCGACGGCCGCGGCGUCUCGGUUCCUCACACCUUAGUUUUCCCGCAAAUCGCCAGCGCGUUCUACGUGUCGCGGCUGUACGCGCAUCAGGCAGCAACCUACCAGCAGCAGCAACAGCAGCAGCAACGCUCCGCGGCCCAACAGCACAAUCCCGAUCUUCCCGUGAUGCACAGUUACCGGGUGAUCAGUUACAGGAGCGCGGAAGGCAGCAAGCAACCACCUCCGGCACCCGCAGUGCCACCGCCGCCCGCCGCGUCGGUACCUGUCAAGCCUAUCCUAAUGUGUUUCAUAUGCAAGCUCAGCUUCGGCUACGCCAAGAGCUUCGUCGCGCAUGCCCAAGGCGAGCACCAGCUCACGCUGAUGGAGGACGAGCGGCAGAUACUCUCGCACUCGACCGCUUCGGCCAUCAUACAGGCCGUCGGUAGAGGAAAACAGCCGCUCGUCAGUUUCCUCGAACCCGUCACGAGCUCGACCUGCGCGCAAGUGUCGCCCGCGCCUUUGCAGAACCAGCAGCAGCAACAGCAACAGAGAAACGAGUCCAUGGAGAACGAAACACCGACGACGACGAGUACACCAGCGAGCACCCCCGGUGUACCGAGCAGUCCUCAGCAACAGCAGCAGCAGCAGCAGCAGCAAUCGCAGCAGCAGCAGCAGUCGCACCAGCAACAGAUACAGCAGCAGCAGCAGCAACGGCCCUCGCCGAGCACCCCCACCACGCCCACGUCGCACUCGAGUCAUCCGCUCACGUACAACCAUCAGCAACAGCAGCAGCAUCAGUGGAUAACCAGCGCGCAGGUGAGCGCCGCCUCCUGGGCGAAGGCGUCGGACGCCAUGCACUACACCUCGCCGCCGCCGCCGCCGAGCUCAUCCACCAAGGGCUCCCCGUCUUCGUAUGUCGCGCUCACGCAGCAACCACCCAACUUUCUUACCGGCACGACGAUAGGCGUCUGCCCGGAGCACAUGCAGGGACGACCGAGCGGGGUUGAGUGUCCCAAGUGCGAGCUCAUACUGAACCGACACCCGCCCGGCGGGAUGUUGGCCGGCAUCCACAGCCGAAACUCGUGCAAGACACUCAAGUGUCCCAAGUGCAACUGGCACUACAAGUACCAGGAGACCCUCGAGAUACACAUGAAGGAGAAACACCCGGACAGUGAGACGUCCUGCAUCUAUUGUAUCGCCGGUCAGCCACAUCCUAGGUUAGCGCGCGGCGAGACUUACACCUGCGGUUACAAGCCCUAUAGGUGCGAGGUGUGCAAUUACUCGACCACGACCAAGGGUAAUCUCAGCAUACACAUGCAGAGCGACAAGCACCUAAACAACAUGCAGGAGUUGCAGCAAGGCGGUGGCGGCGGCGGCUCCGGCAGCAGCAACCCUUCCUCGUCGCAAGACGCGCCGAUGCCGACGCGGAGUCCCCAUCACCAGCAGAAUCACAGCCCGCACUUGGCGGCUCAAUCUGGCAAUCAGAGCAAGCCGAAGCCCACGUUUCGCUGCGACGUCUGCAACUACGAGACCAACGUCGCGCGUAAUCUCAGGAUACAUAUGACCAGCGAAAAACACACGCACAACAUGCUGGUGCUGCAGCAAAACGUCAAGCACAUGCAGACCCUGUCGGCGCUUCAGUCGCACCACCAGCAGGCGCAACACCACCACCAGCAGGCACAGCAGCAGCACCAGCAGCAACUCGAGCAACUGCUUCACUUGGGCGGCUUGGACAAGCCGCAACACGCGGAGGCGGCGUUGGCUGACAUGGCUUACAAUCAGGCGCUGCUCAUACAGAUGAUGACAGGCGGCCAACUGCCGCCACAGCUACCGCCCGAGCUGAUGGGUGGUAUCGCGAGUAUAGGUGCCAUAGGCAACCUCGGCGGCGACAUCGGCCUGUCGCCCGACAGCAUGGAACCGCCGCCGGAACCAGCCGACUCGGACCCUACCCAUCUCUACCACUGCUGCGUCUGCAACAACUUCGCCACGGAUUCGUUGGACGCUCUGGGCCACCACCUGGGCGCCGAUCGCACGAGGACCCGCGAAGGCGAGAUCCUCGCCGUGGUUGCCGGCCAUUUUGUCUGCAAGCUCUGUUCCUACAAAACCAAUCUGAAAGCCAAUUUUCAGCUGCAUUGCAAGACCGACAAGCAUUUGCAGCGUCUGCAGCAUGUGAACCAUGUGAAGGAAGGUGGGCCGCGGAACGAGUGGAAGCUCAAGUACUUGGCGUCGCCGACCAGUUCAGCGCAAUUGCGCUGCCAUGCGUGUGAUUAUUAUACCAACAGCGCUCACAAGCUGGCGCUGCACGCCGCCUCGCCGAGGCAUGAAGCCGCUGCGUUACUGCUACGCCAUCUCAUCGAGACCAGCAACAAUAUACAAUCCCCUGGCAAGUUGUACCACUGCGCCCUGUGCGCGUUCAGUGCGCGGCACCGCCUGCAGUUGCUGCAACACGUGAGAUCGUUGCGGCAUCUUCAAAUGGAGCAGCUACAUCAGCUCCAGCGGCGGAACAGCUUCCAAGGCAACGAGACCCCGCACACGGAUAUCGGCGACGUGUUCCAAGUCAUGAGCGACCCUGACGUGCCGUCCACGCAACAAUCCAGCCCGACCACACCGACCACGCCGAACGCCGCGAGCGCCAACAAUGAACGGCGGGACGAGGGUAGCGAGUGCGGCAGCGAAGUGAAACAAGAACCGGACAACGAUCCCGAGCCGGAAGCGGAGACCGAGAACGAUCCGGAGGAUAUAGCGUGCAUGUACUGUACGUACCAGCCGACGUCGAGGGAGGAAUUGCGGCAGCAUAUGCAAGUGGCUCACAUUCAAGACACGGAGGAAAAGGCCGAGGCAGUGAAGGAGGAACCGUCCCCGGAACUGCUGUGCCCGCUGUGCCAAGACAGCUUCAAGGAGCGCCCCGCUCUGGAGAAACACGUGAUGCAGAUCCACUCGGUGAAUACGGACGGCCUGCAGAGGCUAUUGCUGUUGGUCGACCAGAGUCAUUGGCUGAACAACAACCCGCGCAACACCUCGACACCGGCGGUCACGACGCCGACGUCGCCGACGACCACGACGAAGCCGCAGCAAGAGGAGGAGAUGAGCGAGCGGGGUGGCAACGACGAGAUCGAAGAGAUGACGAGAUGCAGCGUAUGCGGUCGGGUGUGUCGGUCCAUCGAAGAGCUGCAGCAACAUCACCGCGAGGCGCAUCCAGCCACGACGCCGACGCUGGCGGUCAGCGAGAAGCACGUGUACAAGUACCGCUGCGGCCAGUGCAGCCUGGCGUUCAAGACCCUGGAGAAGCUCCAGCAGCAUUCUCAGUACCAUGCGAUCAGGGACGCGACCAAGUGCGCCCUCUGCGCGCGGUCAUUUCGCUCGGUCCAGGCGCUGCAGAGACACCUGGAGUCCGCCCACGGGGACUUCCACGAGGACGAGAUGAACCAAUGCAAGCAGGCCAUGAUUCACGUGCACCCGCUGCUCCAGGCGUUCACAGAGGAGGCGCUGAAGAAGCAAAGCGGCCUGGCUGGCGAGCAGAACGCCGAGGAAGAGGCCGGUAGGGGUGACGAAGAGGAGAGCGAUGCGAGCGACUCGUCGCCGUUGCACAGAGAGCAGCGUCUACUGGAGGAUUACCUCAAUAGCCCACAGGUGGCCGAAGACAGCUACCACGACCCAAGCCGAAAGUUCAAGUGUCACCGGUGUAAAGUAGCCUUCACACGCCAGAGUUACCUCAGCGGCCACAACAAGACCUUGAUGCACCGCAAAGGCGAGAAGAUGUCUUAUCCCAUGGAAAAGUACCUCGACCCGAACCGACCGUACAAGUGCGACGUUUGCAAGGAGAGUUUCACACAGAAGAACAUACUCCUGGUGCACUACAACAGCGUGAGCCAUCUGCACAAGCUGAAGCGGGCGAUGCAGGAGCAGGGUAACAACAACACGCUGAUCUCGGUGGUGCCUCCGGCGAGCCCGACCGAGUCGCCCGACUCCCAGCAGGACCAGGAUAAGAAACCCUACAAGUGCAACAUUUGCAAAGUCGCCUACUCCCAAGGUAGCACCCUCGACAUCCACAUGAGAAGCGUACUCCAUCACACGCGCACCAGCAAGCUGCCGGAUCUCGCGGCCAGCGGCCAAGUGGACCUCGCACGGCCGUUGAUCGAGCAACCACCGCCGAGCAGCCCGAACAGCCCGCCCGUCAACACCAACAUCAGCAACACCGCCGGCGGCAUGCUAUCUUGCCCGCGCUGCAGCGCCCUUUUCGUCAACCAGGAGCAGCUGGCGACGCAUCAGCAGCUCUACUGCAUCUUCAGCAGCCCGCUGGCGUUGUUUCAGUUGGCGGCGACGCAACAAUUGGCCUCGUCCGCCCCGGCCAAGACCCCACCGCCCACGUCCACGACUCCGGGACCUCAGCAGUAUACGCAACAGUCCGCCCAGCAUUCGCAAACGCCGGACAUCCUCUCACAGCCGCGGCACAAGACCUCGCAGAUGUACAAGCACCUGCUCGAGAGCUUCGGCUUUGACCUCGUGAUGCAGUUCAAUGAAAAUCACCAAAGACGCCAGCGGAAGGAGGAGGAGGUGGCCGCGGCUCUCCAGGCGCAGCAGGAACAACAGAAGCAAGAGCAACAGAAACAGGCUUUGGCCGCUCAAGCCGCGCAGGAGCGAGAGGAAGAAGCUGAAGAGCAUACCGACGACGACGUGAUACCCGAACUGACGCGUAGCACUUGCCAGCACUGCAACAAGGAAUUCAGCAGUGUCUGGGUGCUUAAGGCCCACUGCGAGGAAGUGCAUCGCGACCUGGUGCCCCGAGAGUUCCUCGAGAAAUAUGUGCAGCAAUUCAAGUGCGAGUACGAGAAGAAAAGCGUCGUGGUGACCGCCGCGACGUCCUCGUCCACCACCACCACCGCGCCGCGCAGCUCGACACCAGCCGUCGCACAGCCGCAGGACCUCACCUCCGACAGGGAAUCGCGCGAGAAGGAGAAGGAGGAGAGCGACAGCAAAGAACGCAUCAGCCGGACUCCGGAGGCCACCUCCACCACGCCGGCGACCACUCCGGCGCUGAGCAACACCCCCGUUUCGAGCACGGACUCCACGACGGCCACUGUGCUGCCCACCAAUACGCAGCAUCAUAUUCAGCAGCAGCAGCAGCAGCAGCAGCAACAACAGCAGCAACACCAGCAGCAGCAGCAGCAGCAGCAGCAGCAGCAGCAGCAGCAGCAGCAGCAGCAGCAGCAGCAGCAGCAGCAACAACAACACGCUCAGCUCACAUUAGCGCAACAGAUGUCCGAAAUGCAAGCCGCUCUUAACGCAAUGGCGGCGUCGCAGCUGCAACAUCAACUGCAGCAAUAUCCCGGCCUGAUGAUGGGCAUGAUGGGCUUGCCGUUGGGUCUCAACGCCCACGCAUUAGCCGCCAUGAACUUGCAGCCGCCUUUAGUGCCAAUGAUGUUGCCACCGCCACCGUAUGACAGCGCCGCGGCCGCAUAUCCUUCGAUCAACGCGCAAGCGGACCUUCUCGCCAAGCAGCACCUCGCCCUUCAGCAACAACAAGCGGCAGCAGCGGCGAACGCUGCAGCAUCACAGAAACGAGCACGUACGCGUAUCACCGACGAACAACUAAAAAUAUUACGAGCGCACUUCGACAUUAAUAAUUCGCCCGGGGAGGAGCAGAUUCUAGAGAUGGCUGCUCAAAGUGGUCUGCCACCGAAAGUCAUAAAGCAUUGGUUCCGUAAUACGCUGUUCAAAGAGCGACAGCGCAAUAAGGAUAGCCCUUACAACUUCAACAACCCGCCGAGCACCACUCUGAAUCUCGAAGAAUACGAGAAGACCGGCGAGGCGAAGGUGACUUCGUUAAACUCCAGCGUGUCGGGCAAUAGUUCCUCCGACGACAAGAGCCCGAACAAGCAGGCCACGCCACCGCCUGCGACGACCAUGCAGAAUGUCAGCACCUCGCAGCAGCAACCGGCCGAGAUCAAGCAGGAGGCACCUGAGCAGGCGCAGUGCCUGCAGCAACAGCAGCAGCAGCAGCAGCAGUCACAGCAUCAAGAAGACCAGCAGCACCACUCCCCCGGUAGCUCGGGCGGCCAACAAUCGCGGCCGCACUCGCCGGCUCUCAGUAUGAGCUCCGUGUUCUCCGGCAUCCACCACGACGUUUCAUCCCACCCACCGUCGACCACCAGUGCCCCGAGCACUCCCAUGUUACCCCCGCCGAAACUGACACCCCAGAACUUCGCCAAUCCCAGUCCGGCUGCAGCCGGUGUUGUGCCGAGCACGAUCGCUGCAAUGGCGCUCACCCCGCAACGAUCCCUCAGCCCGGGUCGUGGGCCGACGGACUAUUCCUUCGUCGGCAACAGCAACGGCAGCAAUUCCUCCGGCAGUAACUCCGGCAAGCGUGCCAACCGUACGAGAUUCACCGACUAUCAGAUCAAGGUUCUCCAAGAGUUCUUCGAGAACAACGCUUACCCGAAGGACGACGACUUGGAGUACCUCAGCAAGCUGCUCAGCUUAAGCCCGCGUGUCAUCGUCGUAUGGUUUCAGAACGCCCGGCAGAAGGCGCGCAAGGUCUAUGAAAAUCAACCGGCGCCCGAGCUAGUAAUACCAGGCGGGCGCGAGAGCGACGAUGGCAAUGGUAAUGCGCCUGGCAGAUUUCAGAAAACAGGCUCGACCUACCAGUGCAAGAAGUGCCUGUUGAUCUUUCAAAAGUAUUAUGAGCUUGUGCGCCACCAAAAGUCUCACUGUUUCAAGGAGGAGGACGCCAAGAGGAGCGCGCAGGCCCAGGCCGCUGCGGCGCAAGUCGCUGCGAUCCUCAGCUCGGAGGACAGCAACAGCAGCUCCACAACAACAGCAAACAAUACGGUGACGGGCAACAACCCGUCGACGGUGUCCGCUUUAGCCGAGCAACUGCAGCAGUCGUUGAACACCGUCACGCCGCCACACCAUCAGCAACAGACAUUGGCUCAGUCACAGCAUCAACAGCCGCAGCAGCAGUCUCAGCAGCAGCAGCAGCAGCAGCAGCAGCAACAGCAGCAGCAGCAGCAGCAGCAGCAGCAGUCGCAGUCGCAGUCGCAGACGGAGGCGAAGGAGGGCAGCUUCCAAUGCGACAAAUGCAAUCUGAUGUUCGGACGUUUCGACCUUUGGCGUGAGCACCAAUUGGUACAUAUCAUGAACCCGUCCUUGUUCCCGCCCUCGUACCCACCUGAUUCGCCCUUCGGAAUCCUGCAACAACAAGCCCUUAACGCUACCAGCGGAGUCACCGCCGAGCCUCAUUCACUCAUCAGCCUGAUGCAGGAGCGCAAGAGGAAAUACGAUGACUUCGAGGAGAGCAUGACAGGUGACAAUCGCUCCAAUUCCGAGCACAACGAGCAGCCGAAGGACAAACGUUUGCGUACGACUAUUUUACCGGAACAGCUGGACUAUCUCUACCAGAAGUAUCAGGUGGAGUCGAAUCCAUCGAGGAAGAUGUUAGAGACGAUCGCGCGCGAGGUCGGGCUGAAGAAGCGCGUGGUCCAAGUGUGGUUCCAGAAUACCCGCGCCCGCGAGCGCAAAGGUCAGUUCCGAGCGCACAGUCAGGUAAUCAACAAACGCUGCCCGUUUUGCCCGGCGCUGUUUAAGGUGAAGUCCGCGCUGGAGACCCAUCUCAGCAGCAAGCACGCCGACCAAGUGGCGCGCGGCGAGGUGAACAUCGACAAUAUACCAGACGAGGAGCUCUCGAUGGAAUCGGCCCCCUCCAAUUCCAGCACUCCCAACAUGAUGCCGCCGAUCUUCCCGCCGCUCACUAGCGACGUGGAGGCUUCCCUCAAGAGAUAUUACGAAGAGUCAAUGAAGCGGUUCAUCGAGCUGCAAGCGCACGCUAGCAACGGCAAGCAAGAAAUUAACCACGGCGAGUCGCCAUUAGAUUUGAGCAAGCCAACCGUCGACCUCAGUCGUCCUAUGAUGAAGCUCAGUUUGGGUGGCUUGGGCAAUCUCCUUGAAGAACAGCACGGAGCCCAUUUUCGUGGAGGUAGCGACUGCGGGCCUCUCACCGAUCUGUCUGAGCGCAGUGUCUGUGACGAAGACAGCAUGAGUGAGACCACGGAGUUCCUGGACGACGAGAGCGGCCCGGCGAGUCCGGCGUCGAGCACCCAAAGCUCGAGGCAGGGACCCGCCAGCGGAAGCACUGGGAAUCCUGCCGGCGGACCAUCGGCUACCAGUGGCCAGUCUAGCGGUAGCACUGGUCAGUCCGGUGGUAAACGGUACCGCACACAAAUGUCAGCCACGCAAGUUAAGGUGAUGAAGUCGCUGUUCUCGGAUUACAAGACACCGACAAUGGCGGAAUGCGAGAUGCUCGGCCGCGAGAUCGGACUACCUAAGCGUGUUGUUCAGGUCUGGUUUCAGAACGCCCGGGCCAAAGAGAAGAAGGCCAGACUAGCAGCUGGCCUUCCGGCAGAGGGAUCAGCAGUGCAGCCACACCGCGGGCCGACCGGGCCCGAUGAGUGUAGGUUGUGCUCCGUGCGUUAUUCGGCCAAGACCCCUCUUCAAGAGCACGUGUUCUCGCGGCGGCAUAUCGAGUCAGUGCGUGUCGCUGUCGAAGAGGGCAGCCUCGUGCCACCCACGCCUGGGGCACCCAUCGUAGUCGGCGGUAGUGGCGCCGUUGGCGUCUCAGGUAUUGGCAACUCGUCAGUGGUCGCCGCUGUUAGUCAGCAAGUCAACCAGCAGCAGCAGCAGCAGCAACAACAGCAGGCGGACGAAAAUAUGAUGUACGGAUCCUUGUUCCUCCACCCUACGGCAAUGUUCCAAUCGCAGCAGCAGCAACACCCCGCAGGCGCUGCUACGAGCACAACUACGACCACGGCUGUAGCGGCUGCGGGCUUGAGCGCUGGCCUACUCGGAAGCGGUCUGAUGCCGCUGCACGUGGAGGGUGGCUCGCAGGUGCAAGUGCCGCGGUCCCUGAUGCAGGCGUUCCUACAGCAAGACCCGAACCACCCCGGCCUGGAGACGGUCCGUCUGCCGAGCCCGGCGCAGUGCGGCGCCGACGAGAGCGGGCCGCAGCAGCACUGCCGCGAGGUGGAAACCGAGCUGUGCCUGGUGUGCCGCCGUUGCAGCAGGGCGUACCCGCAGGAGUCGUCGCUGCUGGCGCACCAGCGCUCCUGCUACCUGGGCAAUCAGCAACGUCGCGGCGCCCUGCGCCUCGUGCAGGCCCGCUACGCCUGCUCGCUGUGCGAGCCCGGCGUGCCGACGCGCACCUACGCCAGCGUGAGCGAGUGGCGUCGCCACGCCGAGACGCUGCAGCAUCGCGCGCGUCUCGAGGCCGUCCAAGAGCGCCAGCAGCAGCAGCAGCAGCAGCAACAACAGCAAUUCGCCAGCAUGGACGGCGGCGCGCAAUCCGGCGAGGAGACGAACCCGCUGACCGACGAGAUGGAGGACGUCGUCAAUCAGAUCACCCUGCUGGCGGCGCGCGCCGCCGCCGAGAGCACCACCGGCCAUCAGCCUCAGGCCGGCGGCGGCGGCGAGAAGACCAGCCAAGACAACAACAACAGUCCCGACGUCAAGCGGCAGAAGCUGGUGCAGGAAGUCGCCGCCCUCGCAGGGGCGCGUUAGGCACAGCCCGAGGAUCGCCGAGUGCUCAGGGCUUGGUCGGUGUGUUCUGUCGUCUUACUCGGGCGAGACAAGGGCCGAGACGGCACAGGCGAGCGGGUGCUGGAGCAGGAGCCGCUGACGAAGCAGAGGACGAAGCGGAACGAGCGUGGAAGAUACAGGGAGAAGGUGGAAGAGGGAGGCUGCACGACGACGGAGAGACCAGCGGCCGACGAAUGUCGCUUGGAGGAGAUCGGACUCGAGGACCUCGCAAUGGACGAGCAAUGUUCCUAACCGGCGAUGAACGGGGGAGCACGGGUGUACACCUCGGUGGAGGGAGAUCGUCGGGUGCACACGUCGGGUUCUCCACCGCGGACUUUUCGGGGCCAGCACACCCCGUCGCCGGGUUUGUGCAUUUACCCCGCGGCGGUGGAGAGGGGA
Messenger RNA from Harpegnathos saltator (Jerdon's jumping ant), 12802 nucleotides. It is a transcript of the gene zfh2, whose product is annotated as Zn finger homeodomain 2. NCBI's taxonomy places the organism in Eukaryota, Metazoa, Arthropoda, Insecta, Hymenoptera, Formicidae. Gene Ontology annotation, molecular function: RNA polymerase II cis-regulatory region sequence-specific DNA binding; zinc ion binding; DNA-binding transcription factor activity, RNA polymerase II-specific. The record is from RefSeq and is a predicted model, not a curated record. Bases 2285 to 12385 code for a protein of 3366 amino acids. The transcript has 8 exons. Gene Ontology annotation, biological process: regulation of transcription by RNA polymerase II. Gene Ontology annotation, cellular component: nucleus.